UAUAGGCUGGAGGAGCGCGAGAAUUUGAUGUAAAAGUACUUUUAUUGCUCAAACUUGCAGGACCGCCAAGUGAAUUAGGAGGGGGGACAGUCCGCGGAGAAGCUCGACUUUCGCAGUCACUGGAUCCUACGUUUAGUGGAGAAAUUUGGUGUCAAGGUCAGGAGUGGCCAUGCCAUUUGGCUGUUUAACAAUCGGAGAAAAGAAGGAUUAUAACAAUCCUUCGGAGGUGACAGAUAAAUAUGACCUGGGACAGAUCGUUAAAUCGGAGGAGUUCUGUGAGAUAUUUAGGGCCAAGGACAAAACUACAAUGAAAAUGUACACAUGUAAAAAGUUCCUCAAAAAGGAUGGAAGAAAAGUCCGCAAGGCUGCAAAAAAUGAGAUCCUCAUCUUAAAAAUGGUGAAGCAUACCAACAUACUCCAACUGGUGGACGUCUUCGAGACCAGAAAAGAGUACUUCCUCUUCCUUGAACUUGCAACAGGCAGAGAGGUAUUUGACUGGAUCCUGGACCAAGGCUACUACUCAGAGCGGGAUACCAGUAAUGUGGUGCGCCAGGUGCUGGAGGCCGUCGCCUACCUCCACUCCCUGCACAUUGUUCACAGAAACCUCAAGCUGGAGAACCUGGUGUACUACAACCGCUUGAAGCACUCCAAAAUAGUGAUCAGUGACUUCCAUCUAGCUAAGCUGGAGAACGGAUUGAUCAAAGACCCCUGUGGGACCCCGGAGUACCUAGCUCCUGAGGUGGUUGGCAGACAGAGAUAUGGCAGGCCCGUGGACUGCUGGGCCACGGGUGUCAUCAUGUACAUCCUGCUGUCAGGCAACCCCCCUUUCUAUGACGAAACUGACGAUGAUGAUUAUGAAAACCAUGACAAGAACCUGUUUAGGAAGAUCUUGGCAGGCGAUUACGAGUUUGACUCUCCAUACUGGGAUGACAUCUCUGACUCAGCUAAGAGUCUGGUUGCUCGUCUGAUGGAGGUGGAUCAAGACCAGAGACUGACAGCUCAGGAGGCUAUAAACCAUGAAUGGAUAUCUGGGGGUGCAGCUUCAGAUAAGAAUAUCAAGGAGAACGUCUGCGCACAGAUAGAGAAGAACUUCGCCAAAGCAAAAUGGAAGAAAGCCGUGCGGGUCACCACCAUCAUGAAAAGACUGAGAGCGCCUGAUCAGAGCAACUCCAGGGCAGCCAGCCCUGCAGCCGGAGUCCCCACAGAUCCUGCUGCUCCCCAGGCAGCUGCAGACCCCUCUGCAGCCUCGGCCGCUGCCGCACCCGAGGGAGGGCCCGCUGCAGUCACAGAGCCCCCUGCUGGAGUGGAAAGCAGCCAGGCAGCACCAGAGGCCGGAGGAGCGGUGGCAGCCUCAGCCCCGGAGCCAGAGCAGCCGAGCCCCGCACCACAGGAGGCUGACCCCACAUCGCGCUGUAAUGGAGAGGCGUCAGCUCCUCCCCAGGCUGCCGCUGAGGCCGGGGACGAGCAGGGUUAG
Molecule: messenger RNA, 1474 nt
Organism: Myripristis murdjan (pinecone soldierfish)
Lineage: Eukaryota; Metazoa; Chordata; Actinopteri; Holocentriformes; Holocentridae
Gene: camkvb
Product: CaM kinase-like vesicle-associated b
Exons: 11
Coding region: 170-1474 (434 amino acids)
Biological process (GO): protein phosphorylation
Molecular function (GO): protein kinase activity; ATP binding
Source: RefSeq, a predicted model, not a curated record